This is a messenger RNA of Tarenaya hassleriana, 3334 nucleotides long. RefSeq names its product zinc protease PQQL-like. Gene Ontology annotation, biological process: proteolysis. Gene Ontology annotation, molecular function: metalloendopeptidase activity; metal ion binding. The transcript is spliced from 22 exons. NCBI's taxonomy places the organism in Eukaryota, Viridiplantae, Streptophyta, Magnoliopsida, Brassicales, Cleomaceae. The coding region runs from base 114 to 3134 and encodes 1006 amino acids. The record is from RefSeq and is a predicted model, not a curated record.
UCCCUCUGGCUUCGUGCUUCCUACACUUACUCUUCCUCUCCGAGGAAUUGAGCACUGGUGUUUUGUUUCUGUGAGGAAAAGAUAUUGGGAAAGAAUUUGAGAGAGAGAGGGAGAUGGAUUUGAUAGCGGGAGAGAGCUCGAAGAUCGCGAAGAAACAUGGUUUCAGGUCGCUGAAGCUGGUGAACGUGGACUUGGAGCAAGAGCUGAGCGAGGAGCCAUUUGGUGUUGACUAUGGGAGACUCGACAAUGGCCUCGUCUACUAUGUCCGCUCCAACUCGAAACCCAGAAUGAGAGCCGCUCUUGCUCUCGCCGUCAAAGUCGGUUCAGUUUUGGAAGAGGAGGACGAACGUGGAGUCGCUCAUAUUGUUGAGCAUCUUGCAUUUAGUGCCACAAAGAGAUACACAAAUCAUGAUAUCGUCAAGUUUUUAGAGAGCGUUGGAGCAGAGUUCGGCCCUUGCCAAAAUGCGAUGACAACAGCCGAUGAGACCAUAUAUGAGUUGUUUGUACCUGUGGACAAGCCUGAAUUACUAUCUCAGGCUAUUUCGAUUUUAGCAGAGUUUAGCUGCGAGGUUAGAGUCUCAAAGGAAGAUUUGGAAAAGGAAAGAGGGGCUGUGUUGGAAGAGUAUAGAGGGACCCGGAAUGCCAGUGGAAGGAUGCAAGAUGCACAUUGGCAGCUGAUGAUGGCAGGCUCAAAGUAUGCUGAACGUUUACCCAUCGGGUUGGAAAAAGUAAUUCGGUCUGUUUCUGCUGAAACUGUGAAGCAAUUUUACCAGAAGUGGUACCAUUUAUGCAACAUGGCAGUCAUAGCUGUUGGAGAUUUUCCAGAUUCCAAGACUGUAGUUGAUUUGAUUAAGGUGCAUUUUGAGGGUAAAACAUCAAGUAGCGAGCCUCCAGAGAUGCCGAUAUUUCCUAUUCCUUCGCAUGAAGAAACACGAUUUUCUUGCUUUGUUGAAUCAGAAGCAGCUGGGUCUGCAGUAAUGAUUAGCUAUAAGAUGCCAGUAAAUGAUCUGAAGACGGUGAAAGAUUACAGGGAUAUGCUUGCAGAAUCUAUGUUUCUACAUGCUCUGAAUCAGAGAUUCUUCAAAUUGUCACGUAAGAAGGACCCUCCAUUUUUCUCCUGCUCAGCUGCUGCAGAUGUCCUAGUGAGCCCAUUGAAGGCUUAUAUAAUGAGUUCUUCUUGUAAAGAGAAAGGGACAUUGGCAUCCCUAGAGUCAAUGCUUCUCGAGGUUGCUAGGGUACGCCUUCACGGAUUCUUCGAACGUGAAAUAUCUAUUGUCCGUGCUCUCAUAAUGUCAGAGAUUGAAUCAGCUUACUUGGAACGUGAUCAAGUGCAGUCAACUAGUUUGCGUGAUGAAUAUAUACAGCAUUUCCUCCACAAGGAACCUGUUGUUGGGAUUGAAUUUGAGGCACAACUUCAGAAGACGCUACUACCCCAAAUUUUGGCGUCAGAUGUGUCCAAGUACGCUGAGAAGUUAAAAACUUCAUGUGGUUGUGUCAUAAAGACAAUUGAACCUAGAUCUUCUGCGACAAUAGAUGAUCUGAGAAAUACUGUUGCAAAUAUCAAUAGACUUGAAGAAGAAAAGAAGAUUGCUCCAUGGGAUGAUGAACACAUCCCAGAAGAAAUCAUCAGUGUGAAGCCUGAUCCUGGGAAUAUCAUUCACCAGCUUGAAUAUCCUGAUGUUGGGGUUACAGAAUUGACAUUAUCAAAUGGAAUGCGAGUUUGCUAUAAGUGCACUGACUACUUUGAUGAUCAGGUCCUUUUCACAGGGUUCUCAUAUGGAGGAUUAUCCGAACUCCCUGAGAGCGAAUAUAUUUCCUGUUCAAUGGGAUCAACGAUUGCUGGUGAAAUUGGUAUAUUUGGAUACAGCCCAUCGGUGCUUAUGGACAUGCUUGCUGGUAAGAGAGUUGAAGUUGGCACAAAGCUCGGGGCAUAUAUGAGAACUUUUUCUUGUGAUUGUUCACCUACAGACCUUGAAACUGCUUUACAGCUUGUUUAUCAACUUUUUACUACAAAUGUAAUACCCCAAGAAGAAGAGGUUAGAAUAGUGAUGCAAAUGGCAGAAGAAGCAGUGCGUGCCCAAGAAAGGGACCCUUACACUGUAUUUGCAAACCGGGUGAAGGAAAUCAAUUAUGGAAAUUCUUAUUUCUUUAGGCCUAUUCGGAUAAGUGACCUCCGAAAAGUUGAUCCACUGAAAGCUUGUGAAUAUUUCAACCGUAGUUUUACGGAUCCAUCAACUUUCACUGUAGUGAUUGUUGGGAAUGUUGAUCCUACCAUGGCGCUUCCUUUAAUUCUCCAAUAUUUGGGUGGAAUACCAAAGCCUCCUCAACCAGUUCUCAAUUUCAACCGGGAUGAUCUCAAGGGCUUACCAUUCACUUUCCCUACUAAGAUAACAAGAGAAGUUGUUCGCAGUCCAAUGGUGGAAGCCCAAUGUUCUGUCCAGUUAUGCUUUCCUGUGCAGUUAACAAAUGGAACAAUGAUAGAAGAAAUCCACCGUGUCGGGUUUUUAAGCAAACUUCUAGAGACCAAGAUAAUCCAGUUUCUCCGGUUCAAGCACGGACAGAUAUAUUCAGCAGAGGUAUCGGUAUUUCUCGGUGGAAAUAAGCCUUCUAGAACUGCUGAAGUGCGUGGUGACAUCAGUGUGAAUUUCUCCUGUGAUCCCGAAAUCUCUUCUAAGCUGGUUGAUCUAGCUUUGAAUGAGAUAAUUCGACUCCAGGAGGAAGGCCCAUCACAGGAGGACAUAGCAACCAUCCUUGAAAUCGAGCAAAGAGCUCACGAGAACGGCUUGCAGGAGAACUACUACUGGUUAGAGAGGAUAUUACGUGGGUACCAGUCGAGGGUAUAUGCAGGUGAUUUAGGCGUUUCGUUCAAGAUUCAAGAGGAAGGGCGGUUGAGAUUAAGAGAGUCACUUGCACCGCAAUCAGCACAAGAGGCAUUACAGAGGAUCCUUCCAUUCCCUUGCAAGAAGCAAUACACUGCAGUGAUUCUGAUGCCGAGGAAACCACGCUUCGGAUUUCUGACAUCACUCUUUGUUUCUCCAGAGUCUUGUCGCCAUGGCCGAGAUGCUAAGGUUUUGGUCGGUGUUGCUGUUUUAGCUGUUGCCUGUUUUGGGUUAUGGAGAUACUCUCGCAGGUAAAAAAAAAUGUGUUCUUCCCACAAAACUGAGAUUACAAUUUACAAAUGUUUGUUCCAUCUUUACAUGCAGACAUUUUUGUACGUGUUUCAUCUUCUUUUACAAGAAGAGACUGUACCAAUUUACCCUCUUUUUAAUUUUUGACCGAGUGGCUUUGUAUUUUGGUGCUCUGGUGAAAAUUCCAAUCAAUUCACCUUCAAUUA